AGUUAUUUGUUAUUCUUCUUUUCAAGAUGAAGCCAAAUGCCCAGUGUUCCCAACUGAAGUGGUGUUUGCUCUGGACAUGUCCGAAGGUGUCACAGAGUCAGCAUUUGAGAGGAUGAGGGACAUUUUGCUGUUACUGUUAAGACGGAUGAGCAUCAGCCAAAACAACUGUCCAACUGAUGCCCGGGUGGCCAUUAUCUCAUACAGUACCAAAAUGCAUUACUUGGUCCGCUUCUCGGACUUUCAGAACAAGAACUCACUCCUCCAAGCCAUCAGGAACAUACCUUUGGAACAGUCGGCGGGCCGGAGGGACCUUGGCGCUGCCCUGAGAUUUGUGGCCAGAAAUGUCUUCAAACGCAUUCGCCGGGGCGUCCUCAUGAGGAAGGUCGCCAUCUUCCUGGUGGCGGGCCCGUGCUCUGAUGCCGCUUCCAUCAGCACGGCCAUGCUGGAGUUCAGCGCUUUGGAUGUCAUUCCUGCCGUGAUCACCUUCAGCGACGAUCCCCUCUUACGGCAGGCCUUGUCGAUGGAUAAUACAAAGCUGUAUGUGUGGGAAAAGAAGAAUGAUGAGAAUGUAGAGCUCAUGGCCUCCUGCACUCUUUGCUAUGAUUGGUGCAAAGCUGACAAGGAGUGUGAGAUGACCAGCCCUGGUCUCAUCGAGGUGGACGUGGACAUAGCCUACGUUCUGGACAGCUCCCCCGGGGUCACCCAUGAAGCUUUCAGGGCGGCCCGAAGCCUAGUGGACUCCAUGCUGAAUGACUUGGUCAUUGCUCCGCACCCCAGGCUCUCACCUGCCGGGGCCAGGGCCGCCCUGGUGCAGCAGGGGGUCCCGGGCUUCUCCCCUUAUGAGGACGAGCCCCCCGUCCAGAAGGAGUUUGACCUGCUCACGUACAGCCACCCAGGGCAGAUGCAGAGGCACCUGUGGGAGGCUGUCCGCCAGCUUGGAGGGCCCCCUUACCUGGGCCAUGCCCUGGAGUGGACCAUUGAGAACAUCCUCGAGGAGGCUCCCCUGCCCAGGAAGAACCGGGUCCUCUUGGUGAUGGUGGGCAGCGAGACCAGCCCCGGGGACAGGGAGAAGCUGCGCAGAGUCUCUCUGGAGGCCAAGUGUGAAGGCUUCAUCCUCUUUGCCGUGGCCUUGGGCGCCAGAGCCAAUCUGGAAGAGUCGGCCCUGCUGGCCAGCUACCCUCCGGAGCAGCACCUGCUGUACCUGCCAGAUGUCUCCCCUCUGGGAAUGGAUUACGCCCAGCGCUUCCUCCGGGGCUUCCUGGGCCUUCUGAAAAGUGAGGUGAACCAGUACCCACCUCCCUCACUUCUAGAAGACUGUGAGAGACUCCAUCGAGGGGACAACCGGAGAAAGGCCUCCUUGACGCAGAGGUUCAGGUUCAAUGAGUCAGACUCUGGAAGACGCUGGAAGGCACUUAAGACAAAAGACCUUUCUGCAGGGAUGAGGGCAAAAAUUUCCCACCUCACCCAGACUGACAGAGAUGGCAUAGAAUAUCAUUAUAGACCUGAAAAAAAUCUAAUGGAAGCUCUGCAAAAGACGGAAGAAACUGAAGCUGAGACCACUAACCUUGACCCUUGUUCCAUGACUAAGGAUGCCGGGAUGUGUCAUGACUUUGUCUUGAAGUGGUACUACCAUCAGGACCAGCACAGCUGCCAGCAGUUCUGGUUUGGUGGCUGUGGUGGCAACCAAAAUCAGUUUGAAACCAAGCAAGACUGUGAGUCCCGCUGUGUGCCGUUAGCCCAGAGAUGAGAAAACCAUCCAAGUCCUCCAUGCUGUGCAGAGGCUAGAAGGAAGAGGAGCAGGGUUGACAUUCGGAUGGCAGGUUUCAGAUGAGGUUAAAGGUUUCAAAAUAAAUACCUACUGUAUUUAAGUAAAAAAAUAUGAAAAAAAUCUUGUCUGAUAUUUGUUUAUCCUCAUAUGUGUUUAGCAGUUUGAAGCUUCUAAAGUACUUUUAUAUAUGUUCAGUUCAAGAAACUUAAAUGUACACAAAAAUACUACUUGAGGUGCUGAGAGAAGAUACUAAGUUUAGAGAUUUUAUUCCUGCGCUCAUUGAGCUUACAGAUAUGCAACAAACACUAAUUGUUAUAAAAUAAAACACAUUCUUAUUUCCUCAUCAAAACAGUCCUAUGAGAGAAGCAAGGCAGGCAUUAUUUAGGCCCAUUUUAUAGGUACAAACACGAGAGUUUGCCUAAAUGAUUUAUGCAAGGUCAGACACCUCAUAAGCAGUAGAGCUGGGACUAUAACUUGCAUUUUUGAAUUUCCUGGUCAGUGUUCAUUUUGCUGUCAUUUAUUGGUCCUGCUGUUUUAGUCUUUUCAGAAAUGUAUAUAUGUAAUUAAAAUGAAUAAAAAUGAAAAAGAUAUUUAACAUAUUAAAAAAUUGCAUAUUUCUUACAUAUAUAUUCACCCCAGAAAAUGAAGGAAAAUAAAUAAGAUCUAUGCCAAGCAAUGGAGCCUAAUUAAAAGUUGAGUUAGAAAAUAUUUUUAUGUCUAAUGACUCAAGCAUUAAGAUGUUCCGUUCAGAUGUGGCUCCACAAUAAUGAAUGAUGUCUUGAAUGCAAAGCGUCUUUUAACAAUUUGACAUGAAAAUGAGUUCAUUCUUCAGGAAAUCUUAUGCCGUGGAAUUACUUAUAUUAUUGAAUUCUUUAUAGCUUGACAUGGUUUUUAUGCAUAUAUCAACGAUGGACUGGCAAUACCACUGUACUGUUACAGAAUCCUUGAGUUCAGAGAGUCCUCAGGUCACUACAUCCAUCUAACCUGUGUUCACCUGAGAGUCAUCUUUCUGACUUCUUCCCCAAGGAAAAUCCCUUCUUUUCUUGAAGACCUCUACUGAAAGGAGUUCACUAUCUCCCAAGGAAGCCUUUUCUACUUAUGGAUCAUUCUGAUUAUUAGGAAGAGUGUACUUUUUUCCAUCUGAAAACUGCAUUUCUCCCUAUGGAUUGUCAUAUUUUCUGGGAAUGAGAACUAAUCUAAUUUCUAUUUCUAAUAACAAUCAAUAAUGUUUGCAUUUAUGUUGUUGUUCAUUCAUUUUUCAGUCAUGUCUGACUCUCUGUGGCCCCAUUUGGGAUUUUCUUGGCAGAGAUACUAGAGUGUUUUGCCAUUUCCUUCUCCAGCUCAUUUUACACAUGGGGAAAAUGAGGCAAACUGGUUUAAGUGAGUUGCUCAGGAUUACACAGCUACUAAGUGUCUGAGGCGCAUUUGAACUCUGGAAGAUGAGUCAGCCUGACUCUAGGCCAAGUAUUCUGUGCACUAUGGUGCCUCUAGCGGUCCAUUCUCAUUUACAUAGUGUGCUAAAGUUCUCAAAGAGUUAGUUUUUCGGCUAUCUCACAACCACAAUCUUGUGAAUCAGUUAAUAAUUAUUAUGCCCAUUUUAGAGAUGAAGAAAUAGAGGCUGAUAGAGAUGAUAUGGUUCACAAAACUAGUUAAAUGUUAGGGCUCAUAGUUUUUUUCCAACUAAUCCUCAUGUAGCGUGAACUCCCUGAAAAAAGGGAAUAUGUACUUUUUGGUCUUCCUUUAUGUCCCCAGCCCUUAGCCCCGUGGGGCACACAGUGUGAGAUUCAUAAAUGCUGGUUGCCUUGUCAGGCUCUCUGUCCUGGUCCGAGCUGAUCACCCUUCUCUGAUGUCUGUGACUGUUUUUCAAAGUUCACUACAUGAUCAUCAGUCCCAUCAGCCAGUUGAUCCAGACUCAUCACAUGCUUUCCUCUUAGCCUUUGGUCUCUCAUUGGCCAUUUGUACUGUUUUCAUCACAAUAGAAAGGUGAAUCCCUUGAAAGAGCAGAGAGAAGUAAAACAGGAGUAGUUUUGCCCUCAGUCUCUCUCUUUGCAUUCUCAUUUCUACCCUAUGCAUUUUUCUUCCAAGUUCUCCUUUCCUCUAUGUUGCUUUUUUAAAUUAUCUUUUUAUUAUUUUUUAACAGCCUCAGCUACUCUGGGCUUUAAGACUAAAGGAACAUUGUGUUUGUCACCCAUACUUGUUUUCCUCUGCCAUAUAUUUCUUUUUAAAUUUAAAUUUAUUUUAUUUUUAUUAAAGCUUUUUAUUUACAAAACAUAUGUAUGGAUAGUUUUUCAACACUGACCCUUGCAAAACCUUGUUUUCCCAAUUUCCCCCCUUCCCCGACCCCCUGCCUUAGAUGACAAUUCAAUAUAUGUUAAAUAUGUUAAAAUAUUUUGUUAAAUCCAAUAUAUGUAUACAUGUAUUUAUAUAAUUAUCUUGCUGCAUUAGAAAAACCAAAUUUAAAAAAAUGAGAAAAAAAACAAAAUGCAAUCAAACGACCAUAUAUUUAAAUAUUUAGAUUGGGAAAGUGGCCAAGCUGUGCCAGAUUUAAAACUAUAUUAUAAAGCAGUGAUCAUCAAAACCAUUUGAUACUAGCUAAGAAAUAGAAUAGGUGAUCAGUGGAAUAGGUUAGGUUCACAGGACAAAAAAGUAACUAUAGCAAUCUAAUGUUUGACAAAUCCAAAGACCCCAGCUUUUGGGGUAAGAACUCAUUAUUUGACAAAAACUGCUGGAAAAAUUGGAAACUAGUAUGGCAGAAACUAGGCAUUGACCCACACCUAACACCAUAUGCCAAGUUAAGGUCAAAAUGGGGUCAUGAUUUAGACAUAGAGUGAUAUUAUAAGCAAAUUAGAAGAACAUACCUCUCAGAUCUGUGGAGAAGGAAGGAAUUUGUGUCCAAAGAAGAACUGGAACUCAUCAUUGAACACCAAAUAGAUAAUUUUGAUUAUAUUAAGUUUAAAAGUUUUUGUGCCAACAAAACUAAUGCAGAUAAGAUUAGAAGUGAAGCAAUAAACUGGGAAAACAUUUUUACAUUUAAGGGUUCUGAUAAGUCUCAUUUCUAAAAUAUAUGGAGAAUUGACUCAAUUUUAUAAGAAUUUAAGCCACUUUCCAGUUGAUAAAUGGUCAAAGGAUAUGAACAGACAAUUUUCAAAUGAAGAAAUUAAAACCAUUACUACUCAUAUGAAAAGCUGCUCUAAAUCACUAUUCACCAGAGAAAUGCAAAUUAAGACAACUCUGAGAUACCACUACACACUUCUCAGAUUGGCUAAGAUGAUAGGAAAAAGAUAAUGACGAAUGUUGGAGGGGAUGCGGGAAAACUGGGACACUGAUACAUUGUAGGUGGAACUGUGAAUGCAUCCAACCAUUCUGGAGAGCAAUUUGGAACUAUGCUCAAAAAGUUAUCAAACUGUGCAUACCCUUUGAUCCAGCAGUGUUUCUACUGGGCUUAUACCCCAAAGAGAUUUUAAAGUAGGAAAAGGGAUCUGUAUAUGCAAGAAUGUUUGUGGCAGCCCCUUUUGUAGUGGUUAGAAGCUGGAAACUGACUGGAUGCCCAUCAGUUGGAGAAUGGCUGAAUAAAUUGUGGUAUAUGAAUGUUAUGGAAUAUUAUUGUUCUAUAAGAAAUGACCAGUAGGAUGAUUUCAGAAAGGCCUGGAGAGACUUACAUGAACUGAUGCUGAGUGAAAUGAGCAGGACCAGGAGAUCAUUAUACACGGCAACAACAAGACAGUUCUUAUGGAUGUGGCUCUUUUCAACAAUGAGGUAAUUCAGAUCAGUUCCAAUAAUCUUGUGAUGAAGAGAGCCAUCUGCACCCAGAGGGAGGGCGGUGGGAAAAGUGUGGACCACAAUGUAACAUUUUCAUUCUCUCUAUUGUUAUUUGUAUUUUGUUUUCUUUCUCAGUUUUUCUUUUUCUUCCUUCUUGAUCCAAUUUUUCUUGUGCAGAAAGCUAACUGUAUAAAUAUGUAUAUAUAUGUUGGAUUUAAUAUAUACUUUAACAUAUUUAACAUGUAUUGGACUACUUGCCAUCUAGGGGAGGGAAUGGGGGAGGAAAAGGGAAAAUUUGGAACAGAAGGUUUUGCAAGGAUCUAUGUUGAAAAAUUACCCAUGCAUAUGUUUUGUAAGUAAAAAGCUUUUUUUGUAAAUAAAAAGUUUUUUUAGAUU
This is a messenger RNA of Antechinus flavipes (yellow-footed antechinus), 5923 nucleotides long. Its product is annotated as collagen alpha-4(VI) chain-like. The coding region runs from base 77 to 1747 and encodes 556 amino acids. Gene Ontology annotation, molecular function: serine-type endopeptidase inhibitor activity. The transcript has 6 exons. The record is from RefSeq and is a predicted model, not a curated record. NCBI's taxonomy places the organism in Eukaryota, Metazoa, Chordata, Mammalia, Dasyuromorphia, Dasyuridae.